Molecule: messenger RNA, 1070 nt
Organism: Sinocyclocheilus grahami
Lineage: Eukaryota; Metazoa; Chordata; Actinopteri; Cypriniformes; Cyprinidae
Product: sodium-coupled monocarboxylate transporter 1-like
Exons: 5
Coding region: 384-1070 (228 amino acids)
Biological process (GO): sodium ion transport; propanoate transmembrane transport
Cellular component (GO): membrane; extracellular exosome
Molecular function (GO): organic acid:sodium symporter activity
Source: RefSeq, a predicted model, not a curated record
GUUAAUAACAUUAGGCUGCUUUUGUUAUUAAUAGGGAGUGAAUUGUCUAUUUGUAUCUCACACACAAGAAUAAACGCAUUAUCUGAUAAUUAGAGAAAAAAAACACUGCAGUCCAACUGCAGUAAGUAAGGAGGAAUGAAUGUGAUAGGGGUGGGAUGAUGACAAGCAUGCAGCUCCAGGAACAAUCACAGUGAGUAACUUUGGCAGAGCCUCCCUCUGACUGAACAAACAUCUCUUUCUGUCAUGACACAAUCUCUGACCUAACAAUCUGCUUUCAAUGAGUAAGUUCCUGAUGGUCACCGAUAAUAUUUUGCAAACAGAGCCACAAAGGUUUCCUCGUAAAAUCGAGAGACCCUGUUAAAGAAGUUCAGACGUGCACCAAGAUGUCAAGUGCGGCAUCCUUCAGUGUGUGGGACUAUGUGGUCUUCAGCUUAAUGCUGGUGAUCUCAGCAGGCAUCGGGGUUUACUACGCCUUCGCUGGAAGAGGUCAGAGCAGCUCCGCAGACUUUCUGGUGGGUGGACGGAGUAUGACAGCGGUGCCUGUGGCUCUGUCCCUGACAGCCAGCUUCAUGUCAGCCAUCACCGUUCUGGGGACUCCGGUGGAGGUGUAUCAGUACGGAGCCAAUUUCAUCCUCAUCUGCUUUUCUUAUGUUCUGAUGGUGGCUGUGAGCUCUGAGAUUUUCCUGCCGAUCUUCUACAGACUGGGAAUAACCAGCACCUAUGAGUAUCUGGAGAUGCGUUACAAUAAAGUACUUAGACUAUUUGGGACAGUCCUGUUUAUCAUACAGACAGUCCUAUACACAGGUCUGGUUAUUUACGCCCCGGCUUUGGCUUUAAACCAAGUCACAGGUAUAGAUCUCUGGGGUGCCGUCAUUUCGACCGGAGUCGUCUGCACUCUCUACUGUACAUUAGGCGGUCUGAAGGCAGUGGUGUGGACGGAUGUAUUCCAGGUGGGCAUCAUGUUGGCUGGGCUCUUGGCUGUCAUCGUCCAGUCGGUGCUGCUGCAGGGCGGGAUCUCCACUAUCAUCAGUGACUCCACCCAGGGAGGCCGGCUCAACCUAUGGGAGUGA